AUGUAUCUGACUUCUAGAUUUUUCCUCUCUCGCUCGGUCAAAUACUACUCUACCAAAUUCGAGCCUCCCAAAAAGGAGCAAAGGGACAAGACCCAACUAUCUAUUAACAUCCAAAAGUUCCUCGCCAAGAAAGAGGAAGAAGAAAAACAAAAAGCCUUAGAAGCAAAACGCAAACGCGAUGAACUCCUAGCCAAACGCGACCCCAAACUAAAGAAAAAGAUCUUAAAACAUCUCAAAGUAUGCAAAAGUGCAAACAAAUCAGUCCUAGCCGAUGCCAUAGAUAAUGAAAACACUGCUGUCACGAUACAAGGCAUGGAGCAACCAGACGAAGACGACUAUGGAUUCGUUUCUGAGGCUGCUUCUGCUUACCACAAUAAAAUUAUGGAGAAAUAUUACAGCAAACCGGAGGAGAAGAAGUUUUCAGAUCGUAUAAAGAAUGUUAACAACGAUUUGACCGGGAUAAAAGACAGAGUUCGUGCUGCAAUAGAACGCGAAAAAGAAGAAGCUUUGUUGCCUCAUAAGAGACACCGCAAGACCAAAGCUGAAAUGGCUGCCUUAAACGGUGAUGAUAGUGGUUUGAAUUUCGGCAGAUCUGUUCUCGCAGAUUGUUACAGCAAUGAACCUGAAAAAAAGCUUGAAGUCGUCAAACCUAAACCCAAACGACCUCCGAUGCCCCCGCCUUGGAUUACACACAAUUACUUAAAAUCGCGGAACAAAAGAAAGACGAACCUAUCAAAAUUGAACCUAAGAUCGAGAAAAAAGAACCAGAACGUUUGAUGACCAGCAAAGAACGCCGAGAGUUCGAAGAAAUGCAGGCAAGGAAACAGGGACGCAAACAAAGAGACUUGGAUCGCUUGCAAGCUAUGAAAAACAAGUCAAAAGGUGCCAGCAGUAGUAAAUCUAGUGAGGAACAAAAACCUAAACCGGUUGUAAACAAUCCGAGUGGUAGAAUUCCUAAACUUAACGGCUACAAACCGAAACCAGAAGCUGAUCGGCAAUCCAAACCUUUACCAAAUGACCCUCAAAUGCGACCAAAA
This is a messenger RNA of Ctenocephalides felis (cat flea), 1037 nucleotides long. RefSeq names its product protein SPT2 homolog. The transcript has 2 exons. Lineage: Eukaryota; Metazoa; Arthropoda; Insecta; Siphonaptera; Pulicidae. The coding region runs from base 1 to 777 and encodes 258 amino acids. The record is from RefSeq and is a predicted model, not a curated record.